Messenger RNA from Pezoporus occidentalis (night parrot), 5621 nucleotides. RefSeq names its product gamma-glutamyltransferase 7 (gene GGT7). NCBI's taxonomy places the organism in Eukaryota, Metazoa, Chordata, Aves, Psittaciformes, Psittacidae. Gene Ontology annotation, biological process: glutathione catabolic process. The transcript is spliced from 15 exons. Gene Ontology annotation, cellular component: plasma membrane. The record is from RefSeq and is a predicted model, not a curated record. Gene Ontology annotation, molecular function: glutathione gamma-glutamate hydrolase. The coding region runs from base 1347 to 3095 and encodes 582 amino acids.
CCCCGUGGCACCCCAGCUCAUCACCCCCAGCCAGGCCUCCCAUUGUGCCCAGCUCACUUGGAUCAGAUGUGCUGGUGAGGGGCUCUGUGUGUACUCCGAGGUGCAGUUUGGGAAAGCUGAGCCUUUCCCAGUCAUGCUCCUAAAUCACUGCAGCAUGAAUGAGACUAAAUUCACUGUGAGGGGAUUCCCUGGCUGCAGGGGACCCGAUCCUGCUUGCAGCAUCACUGAAAUUAAAACUAUCUCCCUGCCUGGACCAGGAGAGCUGCACCCCAAAGGUCUCUGUAAUGUCCUGGCAAGGACAGGGCUGCCUCAGCAUGGUAGGGUAAUGGGGGGAUGCAGACUUUCCUGCUCCCUUAACCCAAAGCCAGGAAACAUCCCUUGUGUGGAUGUUUUCUGUCUUUUCCACUCAGUGUUCCUCUUGCUCUUCUUCCCACCACAGAUAUUCAGGGCACUGCAGACACCACUGGCUCUUGGCAGGACCCAGAGAAUUGAUCCAGGAGCUCUGGGUGAUGCCCUGAGCUGCUUGGUUACAUUUGGUGCCCAGCAGGGCAGGUCCCUGCUCCACGUGCCCAGCAGCUCCAUGCACAGGCAGGGCACGCUCAGCCAGCACCUUCCCUGCCACAAGGGCAGCAGCUGAGGUUCAAGGCAUCUUUUCAAGUAAAAGAGACUUUCCCAUCCUGCUGAGCCUUGUUCGCUGUCGCUCGCUGUCGGGUGGAUGCCCAGCAAACCCUGCCCCAUUGUCUUUGCCUUCUUGGAGCUGCGAGCGACUUGAUUCCAGAGUGGGCCUCAUCAGCUGGAGGAAGCAUGAAAUUAAAGCAGAGCCUUCCCUGCCGUCAGAGCGGGUGGACACCCCGAGCUCUCCGGUUCGCAGGUUUGCUCCUCCCUGCCCUCCCCUUCUUCUUCAGCAGAGGUAUUUGUUUCCUGCGCUCAGGCCGUGUGUUUUGCUUCACCUCUGUCCUGCUCAGGUGCUUUAGCUCUAAAUAAGGCUGCUGGGUUUUCUUUUGAAUGUCUUAAUUUCCUCUUCUGCAGUAUUGCUGCAUUUUUUAGAGACCUGUUUGCAAGUCAGUGCUGUGUUAAGCGUCUCUCCAAACGGAGCAGUAACUGUGUGCCCAUCACUAAAGACUGAUGAAUGGACUGAAAUGGAGCAAAAUUCAGGGGGAGUUUGUCCCUCUUAAUCUCAAGGGAAGUCAGUUUGGAAUAGCUAGAGCUAACGGAAGGGAUCAGUAAAAUGACCUAAAGCAGCAUCUGACCCAGAAAGUCUCUUGAGAGCUGGGAUCAAUAGGGAAGACCCGGACUCCUUCCUGAAGUCUGCACGGCUCCAGCGCCUGCCCUCAUCCUCAUCUGAGAUGGGAAGCCAGGACGUGUCUCCUCUCCAGGAGACCAGCAAGGACCCUUUCUCUGGAGACUGCAGCUGCCGGCAGGACGGGCUGACCGUCAUCAUCACCGCCUGCCUGACCUUCGCCACGGGCGUCACAGUGGCCCUCAUCAUGCAGAUCUACUUUGGGGACCCUCAGAUAUUCCACCGUGGUGCCGUGGUGACGGAUGCUGCGCGCUGCACGGCGCUGGGCAUAGAGGUGCUCAACACGCAGGGCUCCUCAGUAGAUGCAGCCAUUGCCUCGGCCCUCUGUGCUGGAGUCGUGAACCCCCACACAUCAGGGAUUGGUGGGGGUGGGGUGAUGCUGGUCCAUGACAUCAGGAAGAACAGGAGCUGGGUGAUCGACUUCCGUGAGGUGGCUCCCCUGGGCAUCCCGCUGGAAGGGGACCUGCAGGAAGACACCAAGCCAGGUCUGCUCGUCGGGGUGCCAGGCAUGCUACAAGGAAUGCACCAGGCGCACCAGUUACAUGGGAGACUCCCAUGGUCCAAGCUGCUGGGUCUUGUGGCCGGUGUUGCCCAGGAUGGGUUUAAUGUCACACAUGAUUUGGCCAAAGCCGUAAGUGAACUGAAGGACCUGAACUACUCUGACAAGUUCCGGGACGUCUUCCUGCCGGCUGGGCAGCCCCUGCUGCCCGGGAUGUUCAUCAGGCGCCUGGACCUCGCUGCCCUCUUGGAGCUGCUGGCAGCAGAAGGGGUGUCUGCUUUCUACAGUGGGAACUUGACCCAGGAGAUAAUCUCUGAGGUCCACAACUACGGAGGAGUCUUGGUGGAGGAAGACUUCAGCAAUUACAGUGUCACAGUGGAGAAUCCCGUCCACACAGUCUAUCGAGGUCAUCUUGUUUUCAGUCCCCCGCCUCCACAUGCAGGUCCUGCACUGAUCACAGCACUGAACAUCCUCGAGGGCUUUAAUAUCACCAGUCAAGUACCCAGGGGGAAUAUCUUGCACUGGAUGGCAGAGACAUUAAAAAUAGCCCUGAGCCUAGCUAGCAACCUGGGAGACCCAUCUGAUGAUGUGUCCAUCACUCACACUGCAGAAAGCAUGAUGAGUAAAUUGGAAGCUAAUUCCCUGCGCCAGCUGGUUAACGACUCCCAGUCCUUCUCGUCUGAUGUCCAUGUGCCUCACUUCUCCAUGGAGAGUGGACCUGCUGCUAGCCAGGUCCUUGUCAUGGGACCCGAUGACUUCAUUGUUGCAGUUGUAAGUUCUUUGAAUCGUCCCUUUGGCAGUGGGAUAAUGACACCCUCUGGAGUCCUCCUGAACAGCCAGAUGUUGGACUUCUCCUGGCAAAAUAAAACAAUGAACCUCUCCAUUCCUAGGCCGCACAAUCUCAUUCAGCCUUGGAAACGGCCCUUGUCUUUCCUCCUGCCCACCAUCGUGAGGCCAUCCGAGGGGAUGUGUGGGACAUACCUGUGUCUGGGAGCCAACAACGGGGACAGAGCCUUGAGCAGCAUCGUUCAGGUUUUGGUCAAUGUUUUAACAUUUAACAAGAAUCUGAGUGAAAGUUUGUCACUUGGUCGCCUUCACCCCCAGCUUCAGUCCAACACCUUGCAGGUUGACAGUGGGUUUCCUGAAGAAGAUAUUGAACUUCUUGUACUGAGGGGCCAUCAAGUGGAUAAAGUCAAAGUGCUCUCCCUAGUUCAUGGGGCCAGGAGAACCAACAGUUUCAUCAUUGGCCUGAAGGAUCCCAGGAGCAUGGAUGCUGCCGGAGCCACGAUAUUGUAGCACCUCCCAGGCAGCGUUCACUGAACAAGGCUGAGACAAACCAACACACAUGAUGUGCAUGUUCUGAAAGGGCCCCUUCCCCACCUGGGCUGGGAGCCCCACACACACACUGCUGAGUACUUUCUGCAUUCCCCACCCAGGAUGGCACUAGAGGGGUUAUAGCAGCACCAACAUACAGCACUCUGACUUUUAUUGUUUUCUUCUCUUUUUAAAUGAUUUGGAUGGCAAACAGCCCAGUCCUUGUCACAGCAAUGCAGGAGCACACUUUUCUUUCAGCAGAGUCUUGCUAAUAAUACCAGGCUUUUCAAAAGCCCAAUUCUAGUCAGCAUCUUAAUUUUAGUGAGCAACAACAUCAGCGAAGGAAACAAGAUCUGAUGAUGGUACUGUCAUCUUCAUCUCCCUGUCUUUCCCGAGGUCAUUCUUUGCCUCUCAUGGUUCAGCCCAUAAUUAAUACAGUCUAAUGUAGUGUUUAUAGGUGCCUGAAGCUGGAAUAUUGAGGAGUCCUUUAAUGCUCUGUAUGGGCCAGCUGGUUUUUCCCAGCAGGCAGCCUCCUGUAUUAGUUCCUUUUCUCACAUCCCAGCAUACCUUGAAUUCUGGAAGUAACUAUUUUGAAUCAGACUCACUGCAGUCUGAUUUUGUAACCAGAGCAGUGAUUUUCAAUAUCUAACAACUUGUGGCCCCCCCCCCAGUAUUUUUCUUACAGAGGUUCAAGCUUCCUCCAUGGUGAAUUUAAGAUUAGUGGUAAUGGGCUUAAUUUUCUUAGAUAUGUUUUGGAGACAUCUUAGCAGUAAGUACUCAACAGACCUGUAAAAAUUAAAAGACCAUGGACUGAAAGCCACAUGGAGAGAGUUUGGAGAGGCUCAGGGCUUUCCUUACACUGCCUUGUUCUCAGUCUGCCCUGAAAGCCUGAAUGGUGUAAUCCCUAUGGAGAGGCUUGGGAUUUUCUGCUUACUAAAUUCAUGCCUGUACUUCAGCUCCGUACUUUGAUACUGGUGCCUCCAUUGGAAAAGCUCAAGAGUGAGAGAAAAGGUACAAACCACACGCUACUGAGAGAGUUUUCUGUCCACAGCAUGUAGUGCAAAACACAAGAAUACUUCUGCAUUUCUUGUCUGAAAUAGAGUGAGGAAAUAAUACCACAUCUGACAGCUGAACUGCUUCGUUCGUCCCACAUUUGGACAUUUCCUUCUUUUUUUACUAGCAAGUCAGAGACAAGUGACACUAAAUUCUGGAAUUUGAUCAUUUUCUGUGGUCUAAAAUUUGAUUAUUUCCUUCAUGGUGAAAAUGCAUAUAUAUAUAUAUGUACCUAUGUCUGCGUAUGGUUGUCUUGGUCUGUCAUUCGAUGAUUACACCUCCCCCUGAGGGAGCCCAUAGCACCCAUCAGGUUGUACCACACCUCCUGACACUCAUUGCCAUUUGACAUGGGCAGUGUGUGGGUCACUUUGGGGCAGUGAGAGCACUAUGGCAGAUAACUGGACUAAUUGCACCUGCCAGCUGAGAAUCUCAAAGCAUCUUACGUGAAGCCCUGCACGUUGCACUGAGGGAGGACAGAGAUGCUUUUAUGCUCCACUGAAGUGCAGCCACCCGUGAGAAGAGCACAGCAGCAGAUGGGAUCAAUGGUAUUUUCUGUUAUAAAUGAGUCAGUGGCCUCAGCUGAGAGAUGGGGAAGUACAGUGUUGUCUUUGGGAAGUUGCCUUCUAUACCACCACACUGCCCGUGGGGCAAGACAAGACUUUCUUCACCAUAGGGACAUCAAAUCUGUUUGGCUUUCUGUCAUCAGCACUAGAGUUGGUCACUGCCCAAAGCUGUAAUGUUCAUGAAACUUCAUGUGUCUUGGAGCAGACCUCUUCAGGUUUCAUGGGAAGGGAAGGAUGCAGUUUUGUGCAUUGAAUCUCACUGGUGGGAGUCGGGGGGUUUCUGGUACAGUACAGCAGUGAUCUGUCCCUUAGGCACGGAGGUUUGCUGUGCACAAAUAGGUGGUCAAGUCAUCAUCACUGCAGUACUUUGCAUGGAACCUCACAAAACACUUUGAAAGAUAAAAUUCCUCCUUAUUAACUGAAUUCACCAACUCACUCCUGAUGUGGGAAUCUGAGUAUUGAUUUGGGAGUUAAAGACAGUGGCUGUGAUUCAAAAGGGCACUUAUACACCCCAAGGAAGAAUUUCACAGCAAUUACUGAGAACCUUGAAAUAAAGCAUGUUCCAGAGUGCUCUGCUGGGUCAUGGCCUAUGUGGCAAAAAAGAGAAGAUUUAAAGGAAUUGGAAGAUGGGACUUGGGCCCCUAGGUCAUGGCUGAGAGAGGUAAAGAUAUUUUGAAUGAAUUCCCAUUUUCUCAGUUUAAAAACAGCAUCAGUAUAGCACAGAUGUAUUUGUAACAGAAACCUGUAAUCUGCUAAUUGGCCCAGUGUCUCUGAUACUUUGUGUCCAUCUGUUGUGAUGAGAUCGGAUGGGUUUAAUGUGAGGUACCAAGAAAUACCUGAUUAUACAGUACAGGUGAGCCUAACAUUGUGAAAUAAAAGGCCAUAUUCUGGA